UUCCUCCUCUUGUCGUUAAUCUUGAAGAUUAAUUAGUGGGGUUGACUAUUUUGUGUUGUUAAUGAGUAAUUCAGACAUAGAGAAAUUUCAGGGAAAGAUGAUCUCAAAUUGGGAAGAAGCUUUUAAUCACUUUGAAGAAGUGGUUGUUUCUGGGUCUGAGGCUAUGAAAGUAAAGGCUAUAUUGAACCUUGUCCAUGUCACUGGUAGUUUUUCUGAAGAUGUGUUGGCCAGGACUAUUCCAAUCCUUGCCAAGAUUCUUGGAGAAAAUAGCAGCUGGCCUGUGCAUCAAGCAGCUGCUUAUUGCUUAAAACAAAUUGCUUCUCAAGGCGAUGGGCCUGAUGGUAGGUUGGCAACUGAGAUUGGUCAGUCUGGUGUUGUUUGUUGUUUGUUAAGGUUAUUGCCACAAGCUGAUAAUGGUUUUAAAAGAGUUCUUGUUAAUUGUUUAGGGAGUCUUGUCACAUUUGGGAAGGCAAAUCGGGUGAUUGUAGCAAGGAACGGUGGGGUGGAGAUUAUUAUUGAUAUGUUGAAUUCGUGUAAUGAUGGUACUAGGAAGUAUUUGUUGGAGAUUUUGAGUGCGCUGGCUUUGUUGAGGGAGGUUAGGAGGGUAAUUGUUGGUUUAGGAGGGUUAAGAUUUCUUGUUAAGGCAGCUGAGUUUGGCAGUAUGGUUUCUAGAGAGAGAGCUUGUCAAGCAAUAGGGUUGCUUGGGGUUUCGCGGCGUGCUAGGCAUAUUCUUGUUGAAUUGGGAGUGAUUCCGGUUCUUGUGGAGUUGUUUAGGAUUGGAGAUGGUACAACAAAAUUGGUGGCUGGUAAUUCUCUUGGUGUGAUUUCGGCUCAUGUUGAUUACAUUAGGCCAGUUGCUGAAGCAGGAGCUAUUCCCUUAUAUGCUGAGCUACUUCAAAGAACUGAUCCUAUUGGCAAAGAAAUUGCUGAGGAUGUGUUUUGCAUAUUAGCUGUUGCAGAAGCGAAUGCAGUUUCAAUAGUUGAACACUUGGUGAGAAUUCUAAGAGAAGGUGACGAUGAAGCCAAAACUGCAGCUGCUGAUGUUUUGUGGGAUCUUUCUGGUUACAAGCAUUCAACAUCAUUUGUUAGAAGCUCGGGUGCAAUCCCAGUCUUAGUUGGUCUUUUGAGUUAUGAAAAUGAUGAAGUUAAGGAGAAGGUAUCUGGGGCUAUUGCCCAAUUAAGUUAUAAUGAGCUAGAUCGAGUAGCACUUGCUGAGGCGGGGGCAGUGCCAAUUAUGAUCGAGUUGCUGCACGAUGAAUCUGACGAGCUAAGAGACAAUGCUGCAGAGGCUCUUAUAAAUUUUUCCGAUGAUCCAUUGCAACGGGAGCUAAUAUCUGAAGCAAUUGGUGUUGCAUCAUUUCAGAGUAUGCAGAAUAGGUUGAUUAGACUUCGCGCUUCUGAUGAGCACAUGGCUAGGUCCAUGAGACGGAUGAGCAUUGACCAGCUAACAUGGGACCCUGAUCUUGUGUGAAUUCUCUCUUAAUGGUUAAUACCCUCUUCAAGUUUUAAUCUUGUGAAAAUGUGUACAAACUACAAUUGAAAUUUUUUUCAUUUUUAUUUUUCAUAGGGGCUUUUUAUGGAGUUUGAUUAUGUUAUA
Molecule: messenger RNA, 1597 nt
Organism: Pistacia vera
Lineage: Eukaryota; Viridiplantae; Streptophyta; Magnoliopsida; Sapindales; Anacardiaceae
Product: armadillo repeat-containing protein 4-like
Exons: 1
Coding region: 62-1471 (469 amino acids)
Molecular function (GO): protein binding
Source: RefSeq, a predicted model, not a curated record